Wyeomyia smithii (pitcher-plant mosquito) is the source of this 381-nucleotide messenger RNA. RefSeq lists its product as uncharacterized. The record is from RefSeq and is a predicted model, not a curated record. NCBI's taxonomy places the organism in Eukaryota, Metazoa, Arthropoda, Insecta, Diptera, Culicidae. The transcript has a single exon. Bases 1 to 381 code for a protein of 126 amino acids.
AUGUUCGUUGAUGGUGAUCCAAUGACUCAUCAGGAAGCACUGUCCAGAUCUGAUGCUGAAUGCUGGAAGAAGGCCAUGUACGACGAGUACGAUGCGCUGAUGUCGAAUAGAACCUGGACACUCACAGAGCUACCGCCGGAUCGUAAAGCCAUUAAAUGCAAAUGGGUCUUCAAGACCAAGCAUGAUGCGAACGGGAACGUCGACAGGCAUAAUGCGCAUCUAGUUAUCAAGGGAUACUCGCAGCGAAAGGGGGUGGAUUACACCGACACGUAUUCACCAGUCGUCCGUCAUAGUUCUCUGCGGUAUUUGUUUGCCCUCGCUGCUAAGCACGAACUCACAAUCGACCAGUUAGAUGCUACAACUGCCUUUCUUCAAGGAUAG